Messenger RNA from Toxotes jaculatrix (banded archerfish), 2644 nucleotides. RefSeq names its product solute carrier family 5 member 1 (gene slc5a1). Gene Ontology annotation, molecular function: D-glucose:sodium symporter activity. Gene Ontology annotation, biological process: sodium ion transport; transmembrane transport. NCBI's taxonomy places the organism in Eukaryota, Metazoa, Chordata, Actinopteri, Toxotidae. Gene Ontology annotation, cellular component: plasma membrane. The record is from RefSeq and is a predicted model, not a curated record. The coding region runs from base 1 to 1977 and encodes 658 amino acids. The transcript is spliced from 15 exons.
AUGUCUGAUGAUUACUUUGGAUUCUCCUUUGUCAGGAGCGACACAAGAAACAGCAAUGCCACUGUGGCCCUCAACAAUCCAGCAGAUAUCAGCGUAAUUCUGAUUUACUUUUUGGUCGUCUUGGCUGUUGGAAUAUGGGCUAUGGUUCGCACCAAUCGAGCCACCGUAGGUGGCUUCUUCCUUGCAGGGAGGAGUAUGGUGUGGUGGCCGAUCGGAGCAUCACUCUUUGCCAGCAAUAUUGGCAGUGGCCACUUUGUAGGAAUCGCUGGGACUGCUGCAGCCUCAGGAAUAGCCAUUGGUGGAUUUGAAUGGAAUGCUCUUGUCGUGGUCAUCAUUCUGGGAUGGCUCUUUGUGCCGAUCUACAUUAAAGCUGGGGUGGUCACCAUGCCUGAGUACCUGAAGAAGAGGUUCGGAGGACAACGUAUUCGCAUCUAUCUCUCUGUGCUGUCCCUAUUCCUGUAUGUUUUUACUAAGAUCUCAGCAGACAUGUUUUCUGGUGCCAUUUUCAUCAACCAGGCUCUUGGGUUGAAUAUCUACCUUGCUGUUAUCCUGCUACUACUGAUUACAGCACUGUACACCGUCACAGGUGGAUUGGCUGCAGUAAUCUACACAGACACCUUACAGACCAUCAUCAUGGUUGUUGGAUCAUUCAUCCUUAUGGGCUUUGCUUUCCAUGAGGUGGGAGGCUAUGAAAGCUUUCAGGAGCGCUACAUGGAGGCCAUCCCUUCCAUCACGACUAACAUCAGCGCAAGCUGCUACGAGCCUCGGGCAGACUCCUUCCAUAUUUUCAGGAAUGCAAUUACAGGAGACCUGCCGUGGCCUGGCCUGGUGUUUGGACUCACCAUUCAGGCCGCCUGGUACUGGUGCACUGAUCAGGUGAUUGUCCAGCGCUGCCUCUCAGCCAAGAAUCUAUCUCAUGUUAAGGGAGGCUGUAUCUUGUGCGGCUACCUAAAGCUGCUGCCUAUGUUCCUCAUCGUUUUCCCUGGGAUGAUGAGCAGGAUCCUCUACCCCGAUGUGAUAGCCUGUGUGGACCCAGAUGAAUGUAUAAAACACUGUGGGGCUAGUGUGGGCUGCACCAACAUUGCUUAUCCGAAACUGGUGGUGGAUCUAAUGCCCAAUGGUCUGCGAGGUCUCAUGUUGUCUGUGAUGCUGGCCUCUCUGAUGAGUUCACUUACUUCCAUCUUCAACAGUGCCAGUACUCUCUUUACAAUGGACAUCUACACUAAGAUUCACCGCUCUGCCAGUGAGAGGGAACUCAUGAUUGCCGGCAGAGUGUUUAUGUUGGUCCUGAUUGGUGUGAGCAUAGCAUGGAUCCCUGUGGUUCAGUCAGCCCAGAGUGGUCAGCUCUUUGACUACAUACAGUCUGUCACCAGCUACCUCACACCACCUGUUGCAGCUGUCUUCAUGCUCGCCGUCUUCUGCAAGCGUGUCAAUGAGAGUGGUGCAUUUUACGGCCUCACUAUAGGCCUGGCCAUCGGCCUAUGCAGGAUGAUAGCUGAAUUCGCUUAUGGGACAGGCAGCUGUGCUAAUCCCAGUAACUGUCCCACCAUCAUAUGUGGAGUCCACUACCUCUAUUUCUCCAUCAUCCUGUUUGUUGUCUCCUGUAUCAUCAUCCUGGCAAUCUCUCUCAUGACCAAACCCAUCGACGACAAGCAUUUAUAUCGACUUUGCUGGAGCCUGAGGAACCGUACAGAGGAGAGAGUGGACCUUGAACAGGAUGACUGGGUUGAUAACAAGGAAUCCGACAAUAUGGACAUAGAAGAACCUGAGGAGGAGCCCGGCUUGUGCAAGAAGGCAGUGAUGUGCUUCUGUGGCCUGGAGCAGAAAAAAGCCCCCAAGCUGAGUCCAGAGGAGCAGGAGGAGCUGCAGAAAAAGCUCACAGACACCACAGAGGCGCCUCUGUGGAAGAACGUUGUCAACGCCAAUGCAAUCAUCCUUCUGUGCGUGGCUGUUUUCUGUCAUGGUUUCUUCGGUUAAGGAAACUCAACUGACUGCAGUUGCUCCCGGAUACUGUAAUUUAUAUUUUGGUGCCAGGAUUUUACAUGAAUGUAAUUUAUAACCAAACAAACCAGAUCAUAGCCACAACCCCUAAAGAAAGAUAAUACACUUACACUAGACAUUUUUACAUCAUCAUCAUUAUUACUGUAUGUAUGUCAUGUACGGCUGUUGACCUCCCCCAGGAUAUAAAAUAUAUUUAUAUAUACUGUUUAAAUGUACUGUUUAAAACUCAAAAUAUUCCAUUACUGCCCACAGAUCUGGUGCAAACAUUUUUACACUAUAUGAUUUUUUAAAAUAAUUUUAAUAAGUUAACUUUUCCUGACAGUUUCCUCUUUAUUCCAUAGAUUUUCUAGUUUACAUGUCAGUGACAAAACAGUGAUGGGCUCAUUUUUGUAACACUUUUCUGUGUGUGUUUAAUUCAACUUGCUGCCUUAAAUCAUGAAAAAAGAGGGUUCAGGUGAUGAACAAAAUGCCAGUAAAUGACCUGCAGUACAUAAUAAAUGUAACUUUCUAUGUGCAAAGUAGAAAUUUUUAAGAUCCCUGAUCAUUACUGUAUUUGCUACCUCAUUCUGCCUAAGCUUUGUUUUCUCAUUAUGUGCACUCAAAGUCCACGAGUGCUGUCACUUCUUAAAUCUAUGCAACUUAC